AUGGGCCCUUUGCCAGCAGCAAGGGUAACUCCGUCGCGCGCGUUCGUCAAGUCCGGCGUGGACUAUUGCGGUCCGUUUUUCGUUCGGCCACCGAAUCGCCGCGGAAACUCGGUAAAAAUAUUCGUCGCGAUAUUCGUCUGUAUGGCCUCCAAGGCAGUCCAUAUCGAAAUGGUCUAUAGCCUGUCGUCGGAUUCGUUCGUGAGUGCGCUCAAACGGUUCGUUUCACGUCGCGGUCGCGUGUCCGACGUGUAUUGCGAUAAUGCUCGUACUUUCGUUGGGGCAAAUCGCCAGCUCCAGGAGCACAAGCAGCAGUUUGAUGCUAUCCACCGCUCUACCGGAUUAGCAGAAAGCUGCACUGAAGCAGGGAUCAACUUCCACUUCAACCCAGCGCGUUCUCCCCACUUUGGAGGGUUGUGGGAGGCCGCCGUCAAGAUCUUCAAACAUCAUCUCUAUCGCAUCAUGAAGACUACGCUCCUUACCAUCGAAGAGUUCCAGACUCUCAUUACUCAAAUCGAGGGCAUAAUGAACUCACGGCCUCUCACUCCCUUAUCAUCUGAUCCUGCUGAUGUGGUGGCUCUAACGCCGGGCCACUUUUUAGUGGGAGAGCCGUUACACUCUCUCCCUGAACCUGAUUUGAGUGAUAUUCCCGUUAAUCGCCUCAACUCUUUCCAGCACAUGCAACAGAAGGUACAACAUUUCUGGCGGGUGUGGUCUCGCGACUACAUCGGGCAGCUCCAAAGUCGCCAACAUUGGCCGUUGGUCCAACUCGACAUCCAGGUUGGGACGAUGGUGCUGCUCAAGAAGGAAGCGGCUCCGCCAAUGAAGUGGCCCCUUGGUCGGAUCGAAGCCGUGUUCCCCGGCAAUGACGGCCACGUUCGAGUCGUUCAGGUCCGAACGGCUACUGGAUGCUAUCGGCGGGCCAUCACUGAAGUUUGUCCUCUGCCCGUUGAGAGCGGCACCGAGGCGAACGAAGUACCAGACGCUCCAUCUUCACCGAGUGCACCACCUGCCACCACCCCCUACGGAUGA
Aedes albopictus (Asian tiger mosquito) is the source of this 1029-nucleotide messenger RNA. RefSeq lists its product as uncharacterized. Lineage: Eukaryota; Metazoa; Arthropoda; Insecta; Diptera; Culicidae. The transcript has a single exon. Gene Ontology annotation, molecular function: nucleic acid binding. The record is from RefSeq and is a predicted model, not a curated record. Gene Ontology annotation, biological process: DNA integration. Bases 1 to 1029 code for a protein of 342 amino acids.